This is a messenger RNA of Aureobasidium uvarum, 5118 nucleotides long. NCBI's taxonomy places the organism in Eukaryota, Fungi, Ascomycota, Dothideomycetes, Dothideales, Saccotheciaceae. The record is from the annotation of a GenBank genome assembly.
AUGAAUAUUUCACAACCCGUGUCGUCGCAAAUUGGCGGCGUCGAGUUCGCCUUCCUGCCGUCGGACGAGAUUCGCGCCUUGUCCGUCAAGCGCAUCACCAACCCUACCACAUUCGACACCCUCUUGAAUCCCGUACCUGGUGGUCUGUACGAUGCUGCGCUCGGAAACUUUGGCGACAACUCGCUAACGGCUUCUCUUCCCGUCCAUGUCUACAACCCUACCUUUAUGGACCAAUGUUUGCGUCUCCUGCGCGCAAAAUGUAUCUACUGCCACAAGCUCAAGAUGUCCCGUUCCGAAGUCAACCGCUUUGUGUGCAAGCUUACCCUUGUCAAGUACGGCCUGCUGAAAGAGUGUUACGACGUCGAUGAAAUCACCCUCUCCACCUCCGACUCCAAAGCAAAAGCUACCAAGGACGACUCCGAUGAAGAAGAGGAUGAGGACACCAAGGGCAUCAUUGCUCGCAGGAACGCUUUUGUCAAGAACGCCCUCAAGCAAGCCGGCUUCAGCAAGAAGCGCAACGACUGGGCCGACACCAAAAUCGAGGCAGUUGCCAACGAGAGACGCGCCAUCGUCAAGGAGUUCCUCUAUUCCAUCACAAAGAGCAAGAAGUGCAACAACUGCAACGGCAUCUCGCCCACCUACAGAAAGGACCGUUUUGUCAAGAUUUUCAGAAAGCCCUUGUCCGAGAAGGACAGAAUCGCCAUGGUCCAGGCAGGCUUCAAAGCUCAAGAUCCGCUUCUUUUGAUGAAGAAGAAGCGCGAGGCUCAAGCUAAGAAGCAGGGUCUUGCUCAAGACGAGGCUGUUGCAGACCUCGAGGACUCGCCUGCAGAGUCGGAAGGAGAAGGAGAUGAUGUUUCGAUGCUCGACAUUGAGCAAGAGGUUGCUGGAGGAAACGCCCUGGAGUCCGAGACCGCGACCACCAGCUCCAAAUCUGACAAAGAUGAGAAGCAGACCUACUUGAACGCAGGCCAAGUACACGCUCACCUUGUUCAGCUUUUCGAGCAAGAUGCAGAGGUUCUGGGCAUGAUCUACACUCCUCGCUCCAAGGGUCGUAGAGGUGCUCCCCUCAGCGCUGAGAUGUUCUUCAUCAAGGAUCUGAUCGUUCCUCCCAACAGAUUCAGACCCGAGGCCAGAACCGGUGCCGACGAAAUCGCCGAAGCCCAGGAGAACUCUCUAUACAAGAACAUCAUCAACAACGAGUACGCGAGACGCCCGAGGAAUUACGCCGACUUCCAGGAUGCCUGGAUCCGCCUCCAAGACGGUGUCAACUCUCUUCUGGAUCGCGACCGCAACCCCGUACAAGGAGGCGCCGGAAAGAGAAACGAGGAUGGUAUCAAGCAACGUCUGGAAAAGAAGGAGGGUUUGUUCAGAAAGAACAUGAUGGGAAAGCGUGUCAACUUUGCCGCUCGUACCGUUAUCUCUCCUGACCCCAACAUCGAAACCAACGAAAUCGGUGUUCCGCCAGUCUUUGCUCUCAAGCUAACCUACCCCGAGCCUGUCAACGACCACAACUACAACGAUCUCAGACAAGCUGUGAUCAACGGUCCCUAUGUCUGGCCUGGCGCUGUCGCCAUCGAGAACGAGAACGGCCAAGUCAUCAACCUGCAGAUCAAGAAUGCUGAGGAGCGUACUGCUUUGGCCAACCAACUUCAAGCCCCUUCAAGCACCAACGUCAGUGGUGUCAAGACGAAGAAGGUUCACCGCCAUUUGAACAACGGUGAUAUUGUCAUCAUGAACAGACAGCCUACCCUCCACAAGCCUUCCAUGAUGUGUCACAGAGCUCGCGUCUUGCCCGGUGAGAAGACUCUUCGUAUGCACUACGCCAACUGUAACACUUACAACGCCGAUUUCGAUGGUGACGAGAUGAACUUGCAUUUCCCUCAGAACGAGCUUGCGAGAUCAGAAGCUAUCAGCAUUGCUGACAACGACCACCAGUAUCUGUCCGGAACUGCAGGUAAACCCCUUCGUGGUCUGAUUCAGGAUCACAUUUCCAUGGGUGUCUGGUUAACCAACCGCGACACUUUCUUCGGCCGUGAAGAUUACCAUCAGCUGCUCUAUGCUGGUCUCAGACCCGAAAACAACCACACCACAUCAGGACGUGUCGAAACUGUACCUCCUGCCAUCAGAAAGCCUCGUCCUAUGUGGACUGGUAAGCAGGUCGUCUCAUCUGUCUUGAAGAACCUGACUCCCGAGGACUUCCCAGGUCUUACCAUGACUUCCAAGUCCUCCACCGCUGCCAAGAACUGGGGCACCAACUCGGAAGAACAGGUCGUCAUCUUCAAGGACGGUGAGCUGUUGUGUGGUAUCUUGGAUAAAUCACAAAUCGGCCCUAGCGGCGGUGGUGUGGUCAAUGCCAUCUACGAAACCUAUGGACACACCAUUGCAGGAAAGUUGAUGAGUGUGCUUGGUCGUCUCUUGACCAAGAUGCUUCACAUGCGUGCAUUCUCUUGCGGUGUUGAAGAUCUGAUCUUCACUCCCGAGGGUGAGAGCAUGAGAAGAGAAGCACUCAGCAAGUCUCACGCCGCCGGUCUUGGAGUAGCUGCCAAGUACGUCUCUCUGCAGAGUGAGAGUCCCGACACAAACGACCCAGAACUGCGCAGACGUCUCGAAGCCGUUCUCCGUGAGGAUGGUAAGCAGGCUGGUCUCGAUACCGUGAUGAACCAGAACACUGCCAAGGUUUCUGGUGACGUUACUUCUACUUGUUUGCCUGCUGGUCUCGUCAAGCCCUUCCCCAAGAACCAAAUGCAAGCCAUGACUGGAUCUGGAGCCAAGGGUUCCGGUGUCAACGCCAACCAGAUUUCUUGUAACCUUGGUCAACAAGUUCUGGAAGGCCGCAGAGUUCCUGUCAUGGUCAGUGGUAAGACUUUGCCUUGCUUCAAGCCAUUCGAGACAAGUGUCAGAGCAGGUGGCUACAUUGUUGAUCGUUUCUUGACUGGCGUAAGACCUCAAGAAUACUACUUCCACGCGAUGGCUGGAAGAGAAGGUCUGAUUGAUACCGCUGUCAAGACUUCCAGAUCCGGUUAUCUUCAGAGAUGUUUGAUCAAGGGUAUGGAAGGUCUCAAGUCCGAGUACGAUACCACCGUUCGCGAUGCUGAUGGCUCCAUCAUUCAAUUCAUCUACGGUGAAGAUGGUCUCGAUAUUGGCAAGGCCAAGUAUCUGUCCGACUUCAAGUUCAUUGCCGAGAACCACAUGUCCAUGUUCCACAACCUUGGCAUCAAGUCGGAAUUCGGUCGUAUCAUGAGCACUGAGGCCGCCGAAUACAACAAGAAUGCCGAGAAGAAGUACAGAAAGACCGGUGAUCUUGGAGCCAGCGACCCAGCCUUGUCGAUCUACUCACCUGCUCGCUUCGCUGGUAGCACUUCUGAGAAGCUUAUGCGCGACGCCAAGAAGUACAUCGACGAGAACCCCGACAAGCUCAUCAAGGACAAGAAGCGCAAUAUCGAGGGUGUCGAUGGAUUGACCAAGAAGAGUCUCCAGGCCAUCAUUGAUGUUAGAUACCUCAAGUCGAUCGUCGAACCUGGUGAGGCUGUUGGUGUCGUUGCUGGUCAGUCAGUUGGUGAGCCCUCGACACAGAUGACGCUCAACACCUUCCAUUUGGCUGGUCACGCCGCAAAGAACGUCACACUUGGUAUUCCUCGCCUACGUGAAAUCGUCAUGACUGCUAGUGCCACUAUCGCCACACCUACCAUGAAUCUGCACGUCAACCCUGAGAUCCCUAAGGAGGAGAGCGAACAGUUCGCCAAGGGUAUCAGCAGACUCAGCCUUGCUGAGGUCCUUGACAAAGUCACAGUCACCGAAAAGAUUGGAAGAGGUGUUGCUUACGAGCAGGCCAAGUCAUACACAGUCCGUCUGCAGUUGUUCCCCUCUGAUGAGUACACCAAGGAGUAUGCAAUCACUGUCGAGGACGUUGCCCGCACUAUCGAGACCAAGUUCCUCCCCAGACUUCAGGCUGUUGUGCGCAAAGAGCUAAAGAAGAAGGGUGACCAGAAGACACUCAAGAAGUCUGAUGCCAUGCCUGAGAUUGGUGAAUCCGCCGGUACAAUCGAACAGGAGUCUGGUCGCCCCGAGGGUGAACGCGAGGGUGGAGACGAUGAUUCUGACGAUGAAGGUGACGACGACGCCACUCGUGAUAAGGCCAAGUCAAACAAGACGCAAGGUGGCUACGAUGCUCCUGACGAUGACGAGGAAGCCAUUGCUGCUCGCGGUCGUCGUGAGACUACACCCGAAGAUCAAGAAGACGAAGGAUUUGUCGGCAGCCCCAACACUUCUGACGACUCUGACUCCGACUCGGAAGAUGCAGAAGCUAGCAUCAAGAAGGUUGCUUACAACUCACGAGAGCGUGAAGAGCGUAUCAAGGGUAACAAGUACACCAACGACGUGUCUGCUUUCAAGUUCGACGACAAGACAGGAGCAUCAUGUUCCUUCACCAUCGAAUAUGCUGCAGAGACUGCCAAGCUUCUGAUGCUUAACUUGGUUGAGAACUGCGCUCGCGACGCGCUCAUUCAGUCGGUCCCAGGUCUUGCUGGCUGUAUGCUGACGACGGACAAGUUCAAAGACCCAAGCACUGGCAAGGAAAUUGAUGUCGAUGUGAUUAUGACCGAGGGUGAGAACCUUAUGGCCAUGCGUACCCACCAGGGCGUCUUGAACCCCAACCGUUUCUUCACCAACGACAUUGCCGCCAUGCUCCGUCUGUAUGGUGUUGAGGCUUGUCGUGCGUCCAUUGUGCGUGAGGUUUCCGCUGUUUUCGGUGGUCACGGUAUCAGUGUCGACCAGCGUCACUUGAACCUCAUCGCCGACUACAUGACCCGUGGUGGUGGCUACCAAGCUUUCUCUCGUCAAGGCAUCAAGGGCAACACCUCGCCCUUCAUGAAGAUGAGUUUCGAAACCACUGUCGGCUUCCUUCGCGACGCAGUCAUGGAAGAGGACUUUGAUGACUUGAGCGGUCCUUCGGCACGUAUCGUUGUCGGCAAGAUUGGAAGAAUCGGCACCGGUGGCUUUGAUGUCAUGAUGCCUGUGCUUCAAGUUUCGAACCCUGCUCACGAAGACGCCGAGGAAAACGGCGAUGUCAUGGCCGUUGACCAAAGCAGCGAAAGCGAGGAUGAAAGCGACGACGAGUAG